CUCAGGAUGCAAGAGUAGCGCGGUGGACAGUGCGGCUGCAUGUUUCUGGAGGACAAAAAAAGUUGCGCAAAAAGCCCAACCCUGUGCCAAGAGACCUUUUUUGGUUUUUUAGUUAGGUGAGUGGCACGAUGUCGGCUCUACGGAGGAAAUUUGGAGGGGACUAUCAGGUGGUGAACACCAGCAGAAGCAUGACUUUUUCUGCACCGGUGAAGAGGAAGCGGCAGCGCUUCGUGGAGAAGAACGGCCGCUGCAACGUCCAGCACGGUAACCUUGGCGGGGAGACCAGCAGGUACCUCUCGGAUCUCUUCACCACGCUGGUGGAUCUCAAGUGGCGUUGGAACCUGCUCAUCUUCAUCCUCACCUACACCGUGGCGUGGCUGGUCAUGGCUUCAAUGUGGUGGGUGAUCGCGUACAUCCGUGGAGACUUAAGCAACGGUGGCCACGACCCGUCCUACACCCCGUGCGUCGCCAAUGUGUACAACUUUCCCUCCGCGUUCCUCUUCUUCAUCGAGACCGAGGCUACCAUCGGCUACGGCUCGCGCUACAUCACAGAAAAGUGCCCAGAAGGCAUCAUCCUCUUCCUCUUCCAGUCCCUGCUGGGCUCCAUCGUGGACGCCUUCCUCAUCGGCUGCAUGUUCAUCAAGAUGUCGCAGCCGAAGAAGCGCGCGGAGACGCUCAUGUUCAGCCAGGACGCGGUGAUUUCGCAGCGGGACGGAAAGUUGUGCCUCAUGUUUCGAGUGGGGAAUCUGCGUAACAGCCACAUGGUGUCCGCGCAGAUCAGGUGCAAACUCAUCAAGUCUAGACAGACCCCAGAGGGAGAGUUCCUGCCCCUGGAUCAGUGUGAGCUGGAUGUAGGAUUUGGCACGGGGGCCGAUCAACUUUUCCUGGUGUCACCUCUUACCAUCUGUCAUGAGAUCAACACCAAGAGCCCUUUCUUUGAUCUCUCCCAGCGCUCGCUCAUGAACGAGCAAUUUGAGAUAGUAGUUAUUCUGGAGGGCAUUGUGGAAACUACAGGAAUGACUUGCCAAGCGAGAACAUCUUACACUGAGGAUGAAGUCCUUUGGGGCCAUCGCUUUCUCCCUGUCAUGUCCCUUGAAGAAGGAUUCUUCAGAGUGGACUACUCUCAAUUCCACAACACCUUUGAGGUUCCCACUCCUCCCUACAGUGUCAAAGAACAGGAGGAGAAAUCCUCUCUGUCAUCACCAAAUCCUAUACCGAUGGCUCCCACUCUUCCCUCCCCAGUGCUGGGCAACAGAGUAGUUCGCCGGGAAAGGCUCCUGUCAGCCGACCAUGCAGAGCACCCUGAGGGCCAGGCCUCUAGGCUGCCAAGCAAACUUCAGCGGAUGAGCUCCACCAAAGAGGAGCACCUGUGGAGGGCGCUAAAGACAGGGACGGCUUUGCCCGGGGGUAAAGCCUCCAGCACAGGAGACCUUUCGCUCAGUAUCCAGCGGUUUAGGUCCAGUUCCAUCCCAGCAGUGAAGCAAGGACAGCCUGAGGAGCAAGUUAAACUCCUGUCCCUCGACCUUGAUGCUGAGGAAGGGGAUUUGGUGAAACACAGACAGCAAGCAGCAAUUAACACCAUUGCAACACCAGCACCAGUCCAAUUCCCCUUGGUGGGGAAUCGGCCAGAAGACAAUCUACCCCCAAAACUGCGUAAAAUGAAUGCUGAUCGCUAAAAAAAGCUCUAAAAACUCAAAAAAGCUUCAAGGGCAUUGCAUAGAAACAAAGACUUUGACUGUGAGAUAGGUUAUCUUGAUUUCCCCCCUCUGCAGUUUUCGUUCUUUACCUAUACCUUAUUGCAAUCUCUUUACUAUCUACAGAUCGCCACAAAUAGGACGAUGCCAAUAAGCCAUCCAUCCGCUCAAACUGUGAGUCAGUUUUGAUAGAUCACCAUCUGUGCCCCCCACAGACUUCUAACAGUUAUCUCUGUGUGCGUGUUUUUUUAUUUUCUACACAGUUACAUCACAUGUUCUUCAUAAACUACUGUACUUUUUUCAACUAAAAAAAACAAAGUUAUGAGCUAAUAAGCAAAACUGGCCAUUUGCUACCCUUUAUUACAAACUGUCAAGUGACCAGGCACAACUUAGCAAAAUAAAAAAAGAAAACUGUUAAAGCAGUAAAUAAGAGGUUUUUGCAGUUUUGCAAUUGAAGGUUUUUUGUGGUGUUAAUAUGCAUUGUUGUUUUAACAAGAAUUGACCUUUUUUCAGGAUCUUGCCUUUAGAGUUAGCCUAACUCAGGAUUAUAUAUGUAGCCAUAACUGGUUGUACUCAUGAUUAUGUAUGAGCUACACCUGCAGAGGAGAUUAGGAGAAACCAUAGCUUGGUUAAUGAAUUGUUUGUUUAAUCACAAACAAGGAAUGAAAAGAAUUCAAAACAAUUAAUAAAUUGGGUUGUAUUUCCUCAGUAGCCUGUAUAAAGGACUAACAUUUAGUCAAAAUCCCCAAGUCCAAAUUUAAGUUUGUGUUUCUUAGUCUUACCCAAAAAGCAUAGAACCCCACUUCAAUACUUAAGUUUAGCUGCAGCUUUAAAUCUUGCAUGCACCUCUAGUUGUAAUCCCAACUUUGCAACUGGAGAUCAUUCAGAGUUAACAACAAACAAUCACUUAUUAAUUAAAUUAAUUAAAUUAGCAUAAAAAUGCUAACGACUCCACCAUUUUCUUUACCACAUUUGGUUAAUUUUAAUCUAUUAAUAAUGUCCCACUGUGAAAAUUACACUCAUACAUGGUUACAAAACAGAGUGCAGAGCAGUAUGUCAUCCCUUCACAGCCCAUUAAAUACCAUGAAACUCAUAGAUGCAUACUGUUACUUAAUGUCUACAAUUGAAUUAUAUCUAAUGAAAUUAGUCUGAGUAAACAAAUCCCACACUAUUAUUGUAGGAAACAAGAAAUCGCCUCUGUUUAUGAAACUACAUAUGAUCACUGCAAACUACACAUGCACAUAGAGACCGAUUCUAGAGAGAGAGAGAGUUAUGACAGAAGAGACUGAUUAUUAAGUUAUUUACCUAAUCACAUUUUUUGCAUCUCAAUAUCCAGAAAAAAAGCUAAGUUAUGAAAAAACAGUUUGGGUAACUUUAUUAUUGUUAAUACACAAAUAUGAUAAACCUCCAAAAGAUUGUGAAUUUGAAUAAUGAACUUCAAAAUAAAAAUGUCCUUAAUGGAGAAAAGCUUGAAAACUUUGCAAGACUUUUUUUUUAUUAUUAUUAUUAUUAUUCAAGCAUUUUCCAAAGGAAUGUGGAACAACUAUUUAUUAAUUUGUUUGUUUAGAGUUUGAAAAAUGGAGAGGAAUACAAUAUUGUCUGGUAUUGCUUUGAGUUGUUGGCUUUGUCUCUAUCCAGAAUGAUUAUCAAAUUCUGCUGCUUAUGUGAUUUGCAACUAGGACCGAGUCAACUCAGGUGCAUUCUCUUUUCCAGGUUGAAAGUCCAUGAAAAUAGAAAACAGCAUUAUCAGCAUAUUUUCCCACUUGCUCUGUUAAUUUUUUUUUUUAAUUAUGACUGUCAUGUUUUAAACUAUGUAGUCCACAUAAACUACAAUUAAAUACGUUUUUUAUGUAUUAACAUAGAAGGGAAAAGGCUUAAAUAGUUUUAACUUCCUAAUGUGUAAAAUAAAUGCUGUUCCUUUCAAUAAAUUUUGGUGAUUUCAAGACUCUUGACUGGUUAGACAAGAAAAAAAAAUAGCUUAUUUAUUUGAUCCUCUAAAUUUUAGCUCUAUAUUUGCUCUAUUUCUACCUUCACAUACAAUAUUGGUAACACUUUAUUUGAGGUGUACAUAGGACUGACAUUACACUGUCAUGUUCAUCAAGUAACAACUGUAAUAAUCAAAGGAGUCUUGAAUGCUUAAGACUGUUAUAUUAUAUAUGUAUUUGUAAUUUUGUAAAUAAUGCAAACUAGACAUUGUUUAAAAUAUGACAAAUUGCCUUAACAGAGAUUGAAAUGUCUUUGUAAUGAUAACUUGGAAUUAAGAAAGAAAUCAGGGUCUGAUUGAAAUCACAGGUCUAAUUAUAAACAUUAAAAAAGUUAUUUAAAUGCAUGUGUUGAUAUUACACUCCACUAUAUAGGUGAUGAGUCUCAACCUUGAUUGUAAUU
Messenger RNA from Cyprinodon variegatus (sheepshead minnow), 4079 nucleotides. Its product is annotated as G protein-activated inward rectifier potassium channel 1-like. The transcript has 3 exons. The record is from RefSeq and is a predicted model, not a curated record. The coding region runs from base 129 to 1676 and encodes 515 amino acids. NCBI's taxonomy places the organism in Eukaryota, Metazoa, Chordata, Actinopteri, Cyprinodontiformes, Cyprinodontidae. Gene Ontology annotation, molecular function: G-protein activated inward rectifier potassium channel activity. Gene Ontology annotation, biological process: regulation of monoatomic ion transmembrane transport; potassium ion import across plasma membrane. Gene Ontology annotation, cellular component: plasma membrane.